AGCGCAUUGAACCAUUUUCGAUUUUUCAUUUCAGGAACAUUUACGCGUAAGUCGGAAAACAAAAUACAACUGGCGACUGUUUACACUGACAAUUCGGAUGACGUCAUCAAAAAAUGUUUACUCGCUAAAGAACUAGCCUUGUCUCUGUAAGCCGUGCUAUCAAAGCAUGUGUCACAAUUGUGCAAAACAAAAGAUAAAUAGCGGUAUAAACAACAUAUGCAGCGCAAUGUAAACCUGUGGAGCAGUUCUACUCAUAUUUUGUUUCUUAUUUGGAAUUUGUUUGUGAGAUAAAUAUAUGUAUCAAUUGUUCCUUAAUGUGAAAUAGUUAAAAUGUCGCGAAAGUCUUUUUGUUCUACAUCGGCAUCUUCAAGAUCCGAUCCAAAGAAGCAAACAAGUUUAAUGGCAUUUAUCUCAAAAAAAGACAAAACUGAAGAAAACGAAUGUACUUCUACGAUCAAUAUCAACGGUAUUGGAAAAAAUGUGGAAAAAGCUACACAAUCCAAUCCUGCAACGAAGUCGGAUGAAGAGGCCCUACUGCGCUCACCUAGCAUUUUCAAAACUAAGUUUCCAAAGACUAAACGGUCCAAUACUAUUGAGAUUGUCUCGAGUGAUUCUGACAAUUCACCCGUUAAGCCAAAAGAAAAUUUAGUACGUAAACUGCAAGACAGCGAUUCGAAAAGUGUUGCUACUGAAUCAAAUACUGCUGCUAGUAAUCCUGAUGAGUACGAUCUGCUAGUUUCGAAGUACUGUUUAGAGGCCAACACAGUGUCUAUGAAAUUAGAACUUGAUUUGGAAAACGAUUCAAGCUAUCGCAAGGCAACAAAGAAAUUAGAGGAAAAUUUGGCGAAGGUGAGCCCCUUGAAAAAUCUGUCACAAACAACUUCGCGAAGUAUAGGGAAAUUCGAAUACAAAACUCCUAAGGCCGCAUCUUUGCUCGCUGGUUUGAACGAAACUUUAAAGAAGCCUAUCGAUCUAAAUAUGACACCGGUGAAUGACGGCGACGAUGCAUUUGAGAAUAAAACAAAUAGACCUUCCAGUUCAACCCCCCUCAGUGCGAUAAAUGUGCCUGUGAGGUCAAACACGAUAAUUAGCGGAGUUGAACAACAAAAUAUUAAAACUCAGGAUAAAGCUCCUCUUGCUGGUUCAUCUAAUUUUAUUUUUAGACCUAAACUUAGAGCAGCAUUACGAGACGCUUGUGACGAAAGUCCGGAUACUACCAGUAAGUUAUUCACUGCAAAUAAGAAAUCACAAGAAGAUAGCACAGCUUUUCCAAAAGAAAUAGCACCAUUGCCGAUGAAAGCAAAAGAUGAAAAGAAAUUAUUAAGUACUUCCAAUAGUAGUGGAAAUUUGGAUCGCAUUCUGAGUCCAGCAAAACAGAAACCAUCCGUUCGCUUUGAUCCCGAGCUGAAUGAAUGUAUAGUUGAAGUGCUCAAUAGUCCACGAUUUACGAAAAAGGGACUGUCAAAAACAGAGAUUGAGAGUCAAUGUCAGUACCUGAAAGAAACAAACCAUCUAUUACUCGGAAAGUUUUUUGACAUUAUAUCGCAAAUUCCGGUCGAAUUUUUUGGCUCAAUACCCAAAUUUGAGAUGGCCACAUACAGUAAGCUCAAGUCGUUGAUAGAAAAUGUGCGCGGUAAAAUUAAGGUUAACGAAAAAGCAUUGGACAAUUUUAAUGAUCUGAAGAAACCAUCGAUAGGAUCCCGUAAAAGUCGAAUCGAACCCUUCAAUGAUUCGGUAUUAAAUGACACAGACAAGACACCACUAGUUCUGAAUGCUUCAACCAUGCGUGUCUCGAACAAGCAUCCUGUUCGGGAUUUUGAGAAUGACUUAGCUGGAAUUUCGACUCCUACCACAAACAUUAGCGAUUCGCAGAAAAAAUCAAGCGGAUUCGUUUUCAAGAAACCCCUAGCUGGGACAUUGCAUAGCCUGAAUGAUAGUAAAACCGACGAAAAAAUUGUAGAAACGCAGAAUCCUGUGAAUGAAGAUGAAGAUGAUGAUGACAUCGAAAGUAUUAUGGAUAGUAUCCGCGAAGCAGAGUUAAUCGACAAGGGACGAUCCAACCAACGGAACUUGAGUUCAAUAGAUUUAGUAACACCGCCUGGUUCAUUUCGCCGAACAGAGCCACGCAUAACUUUUAACGCAAACGAAACAUCUCUUCGUAACACACAAUUCAUAGAAAACGUGGAAACCCAAGUGGAUGAUGAUGGAUGGCAGGUUUACGACCCAUCUCAAUUCGAGGAUAACAACCCGCGAGUGUCCAACGAUUUUGUUAGUGUCUCCGACUUUCAGCGAAAAGAACCAAAUAGGGAUGCUGAACUUUGUCGACUUCUGGAUGAUGUGGAUAAUCAGGCGCCAAUUGGCUCGAGCAGUUCGAACACUCAAAACUCGCUAGGAAAUUUCCACUCAGGAGUACGCAACGAUGGACUUUCCGGAGAAUUCGAUGGCAUGAACUACCCGCAUUCUGAACAACUCAAAGUAGUUUUUCGUGAAAUAUUUGGUCUCCGUUCUUUUCGACCCAAUCAGUUGCAAGUGAUAAAUGCUACACUGCUGGGGAAUGAUUGCUUUGUGCUGAUGCCGACAGGGGGCGGAAAAUCACUUUGCUACCAGCUUCCUGCCCUACUGACGGAGGGUGUAACGGUUGUUGUCAGCCCGUUAAAAUCUCUCAUUCUGGACCAGGUCAACAAACUGAACUCGCUUGAUAUUUCUGCCGCACACUUGUCGGGAGAAGUUUCGUAUGCGGAUCAGCAAAAGAUCUAUGUCGAUCUAGAAAGGCCAAAGCCCGUUCUAAAAUUACUAUAUGUUACCCCGGAGAAAAUUUGCUCAUCCGGUCGCUUCCAGAACAUUUUGAGUGGUUUGUACAGGAUGAAACAACUCGCGCGGUUUGUGAUAGAUGAAGCACACUGUGUAUCGGCCUGGGGACACGAUUUUCGACCGGACUACAAGAAACUAUCGGUUUUGCGGGAACAAUUUCCUACCAUCCCUACAAUAGCGCUUACCGCAACUGCAAAUCUUCGGGUGAGAACAGACGUGGUAAAACAGUUGAGAUUGCAGCCUAACACCAGGUGGUUUUUGUGCAGUUUCAACCGGCCAAAUCUGAAAUACAUCAUUCGUCCCAAGCAAGGUGUCGCUACGAAAGCGGAGAUCAUAGAUCUGAUCAAGGGCAAAUUUCCCCGGGCAUCCGGUAUUGUAUAUUGUUUAUCGAAGAAAGAUUGCGAUCAGCUCGCGGGAGAUUUGAAAGGCGCUGGAAUAAAAGCGAAAAGCUACCAUGCUGGAUUGUCUGAUUCCCAGCGAGAAUCGACGCAGAAGGAUUGGAUAACUGAUAAAAUCAAAGUAGUUUGCGCCACGAUCGCAUUUGGUAUGGGCAUAGAUAAACCGGACGUCCGGUACGUCAUUCAUCAUUCGAUGCCCAAGAGUAUUGAAGGCUAUUACCAAGAAGCGGGGCGAGCGGGCCGAGACGGCGAGUUGGCGACAUGUAUACUGUUUUACAACUACUCGGAUAUGCUGCGUUACAGGAAAAUGAUGGAUCGAGACGGUGGUUCCAUCUCUUAUGAAGCCAAACAAGUGCACAUACACAAUCUUUUCCGAAUGGUUAACUACUGUGAAAAUGUGGCAGAUUGUCGACGGUCGCAGCAGUUGAAUUAUUUCGCGGAACAUUUCACACGUGAGCAGUGUUUGACAAAUCGCGCGUCUGCUUGUGAUAAUUGCCUCAUGCAAGGGGAAUACAAAACCGUAGACGUCACGGACGACUGUCUGGCCAUCGCAAAAUGUGUACGGGACCUUUGCUGCGGUAGAAACCGAUUCACACUUUUACACCUGGUGGAUGUAUUCAAAGGAAGCGAACAGAAGAAAAUCCUUGACAAUAAUCACCAUCGAACUCCUUACCAUGGACGGCUUAAGAGUUGGGAAAAGAAUGACAUCCAAAGGCUGAUGCACAAAUUGGUUAUCGAGGAUUAUCUGAAAGAGGAUCUAAUUUUCGCUAACGACAUUCCACAGGCAUAUUUGAAAAUUGGCACAAAAAUAGAAAAACUGAUGAGCCGAGAAGUUCGUAUCAACUUCUCAAUUAAAGAGAAAACCUCAGGAAAAAGAGUUCAACAGAUCGACCUCGAGGGAGAACCAAGACUUGACACCCAAAGUAAUGCACAACUCAAAGAAUUACAGGAACGUUGCUACAAUGAUUUGCUGGAUAUUUGUCGUACACUUGCUGCGGAGAAAAAUGUCACGCUUGCCUCUGUAAUGAAUAUGCAAGCGCUCAAAGCUAUGUCAGAGAGACUUCCGGAAACACAGGCAGAAAUGUUAGCUCUACCCCACGUCACAAAGGCAAACUUCGAAAAGUAUGGCCAACAAUUAUUAGAGAUUACUCAAAAUUAUGCUGCCGAAAAACUUUGUCUCAUGUUAGACGCAGAAGCUGGCGGUAAUAAAGCUGCUAACGAUAGCGCCAGCGAUGCUAGUGAUGAUCAGACGGAUUGGAACCGGCUAGCUCGUGAAGCUGGAACGAGUGGAACUGCUGGAUCUGGAAAACGAAGAAAAAGUUGGGGGUCGGGCGGUCGCGGAGCAAAACGUUUCCGAAGAGGUGCCAAAUCGAAGACAAGGGCACGCACGAAAUCAGCAGUUGGACGAGGUGGUACAACUGCGAAAAGGGAUUCCACAAGAGGUGGUGGUAGUAGUCGUGGUUCACGGUCGAGAACUUCAGGAUUUGGAUUGUUGCCACUCCCGGACAACCGGUAGUAUAGGAUCUUCACUAGUUGUAUUAGACCGUUGUUUUUUUAUACAUCCGCGAAUAAAAAAUGUUUUUUUAUUAAAUUUUCGUUUUCCGUCUAUGAGAUCACAGAUAUCAAACUUCAGCAUCGCAGGGUGGGAAAUAAGUGUUUUACUUUACAUUUUAAUAUUCUUUGAGUUCAAGUUCAUUGAUGAUUGUAUAAUAUUAGGAAAGCUUUCGACCGAUCAUCAGCUUUACUGAUGAUGGCGAGAGCGGAAGAACUCACUCUCGCUUAAACUAUCUACUAAGAUAAGGAAUAGUAGUAGCAGUAGUUUUCUACAGUAAGGCCCAACUCAGAUGACUUAGGGCCCGCACUCAGUUGAUUUAGACCAGUUCCAAUAAAACCCUUGUAACGAUCAGACGUACUUUGUCAACUUCUUGUUUAAUGUUAAUCGUUAAUAAAUCAUUAAUCGCAUCCGUAUUGUUCGUAUCACGUGUUCUUUGUAAUAAGUAUAACCGUAAUCCAGUGACCUUUUGACGUAGGACUACGUCUAACCGGAAGAUAUAGGGGGUGAAAUGGGAAUCUAGGCACUGAACAAGGAGGAAAAAAUGCAAGAUUUGGAACGCUUAUAACUCGAGCAUUUCUCAAUAGAUCGCAAAAGUUUUUGCAUCAAUUGAUAGGAAAUAUAUCUACGCAUCUAUCAUAACGAAUAACAUUUCAUUUUUCUUGAGAUAAAUAAUUUAAUAAUUGUGAAAUAUCAAGCAUUGCCGAAAUGCACUAUGUGCCCAUUUUUGAUUGGUCCAUUUUGUGCUCCUCAAAUCGUACCGACCAAAACGGGCAACCAGAGCAGCAGCGAAACAGAAUGAAGCACGAUUGGAAAGGAAAAAGAAAAAACAGGAAGUGGGUUAUAUCUAUGGUAUAACCGCAAGGGUGACGUAGGACUAUCGUUGAUUUAGAGAUCAUUUGUUUGAAGUUGAAUCUAAAUCCAUUCUGGAUGAAUGAAUAAAUGAAUAUUUGGGGGACUUCGAAAACGAGAG
Messenger RNA from Toxorhynchites rutilus septentrionalis, 5734 nucleotides. It is a transcript of the gene Blm, whose product is annotated as recQ-like DNA helicase Blm. Gene Ontology annotation, molecular function: 3'-5' DNA helicase activity; four-way junction helicase activity; nucleic acid binding. Bases 331 to 4725 code for a protein of 1464 amino acids. Gene Ontology annotation, biological process: DNA replication; double-strand break repair via homologous recombination. The transcript has 5 exons. NCBI's taxonomy places the organism in Eukaryota, Metazoa, Arthropoda, Insecta, Diptera, Culicidae. The record is from RefSeq and is a predicted model, not a curated record. Gene Ontology annotation, cellular component: chromosome; cytoplasm; nucleus.